Messenger RNA from Cadophora gregata, 363 nucleotides. RefSeq lists its product as uncharacterized. The coding region runs from base 1 to 363 and encodes 120 amino acids. Lineage: Eukaryota; Fungi; Ascomycota; Leotiomycetes; Helotiales; Ploettnerulaceae. The transcript is spliced from 3 exons. The record is from RefSeq and is a predicted model, not a curated record.
AUGAAGAUUAGGAUUAACGACCAUAUCCCAAUAUGGAUCCGUAAUUUUCGUGAUAAUGAAGAAACACCAUAUCUGAAUCGCCAUGCUCCGGCUAAGGAAAAGCCAGGAGCACGUCCCAAGAGACAACGAUUUAGAAAAACAUGGUGCUAUAGCGCCUCUCAGUCGUCUCCACCACCUACCCCCCACAAUAGCCUGACGCUACUUCUUCCCGUAGCGAAAGCUCCGUCACUCUUGGAAUCGACGCAGUCUCACCGAAAUGUGCCACCAUAUCAGACCGCACCUCACUUUUCGCAAGCAGUCUCUAGCGUCACCCAUUCACAUGAUAAUCAAAAUCGUCCAGAUGACGUUGAGAUAGAACGCUAA